Messenger RNA from Aspergillus versicolor CBS 583.65, 2127 nucleotides. RefSeq lists its product as uncharacterized. The coding region runs from base 1 to 2127 and encodes 708 amino acids. Gene Ontology annotation, biological process: positive regulation of transcription by RNA polymerase II. The transcript is spliced from 3 exons. Lineage: Eukaryota; Fungi; Ascomycota; Eurotiomycetes; Eurotiales; Aspergillaceae. Gene Ontology annotation, cellular component: nucleus. The record is from RefSeq and is a predicted model, not a curated record. Gene Ontology annotation, molecular function: transcription cis-regulatory region binding; DNA-binding transcription factor activity, RNA polymerase II-specific; zinc ion binding.
AUGCCGAAGGCGUCCACCAAGUCCUCCCAGAGACGGUCGUCGGCAAAGAAGGGUGAUAACCGCUUCAUCUUGCCCGACCCCUCGGUCCCCGAACCGAAGAGGAGAAGCCCUGUUAGGGAGCAUCGUCGAUCUCGCUCGGGCUGCUUUACCUGCCGACUUAGACGGAAGAAGUGUGAUGAAGAGAGGCCUACUUGCCAGUCCUGCUCUAAGCAUGGCCUUCGCUGCGAGUACAAGACUCCACAGUGGUGGGCAACGCCGGAGCAACGUGAUCGCCAGAGGGACCGGGUCAAGGAGCGCAUCCGCCAGACCAAGGUUAUGGAGAAGGAAGGUUCUUUGAAGGACUACAUGGAACGUAUCAAAGAGCUGUGCCGCAAAUCCCCCGGCAAGUCUGUGCCGGCUCCAGCUGACGCCCUACUCGGAGAGCCACCAAGCACCACUGUGAACCCUUAUGCCGAGCAGCCUUAUGUCGCCCAGCCGCUUCCCACCCCGGUCACUGCAACUGGCGCCACCCCCGUCACCCCGUUUAAUUUCGAGUUCAGAUCCCAGAGCGAGACUAUGUGGCCCGCACCUGCUCCUGCUCCUGCACCAGUUCCUACGGUUCCUACUGUGCUUAACCCCUAUUCAGCGGCGUUCAACCCCGUCAGCCCAGCCAACCCUGUUCAGGCCGUUACUCCUGUUACUCCCGUCAACCCCAUGCAGCCACAGAUGUCUACUCCUGAGGUGUCUAACUCCGAAUGGCUUAACCCCCUGCCAACUCAAGUAACAGCAGGCACCCUCUUCCCAUCACAGACGCAGCAGAUGCUCCAGCAGCCAUAUAACCCACUGAACCCUUACGGAUACCAACAAGCACCAGCACCUUUGUCUUCAUGUCUAGAGUCUAUGAUUCCAAUCAAUGAAACCGACAGGCCGCUACUCAAUCACUUCAUCGACAAUGUUAUUCCUCUGGUGUUCCCCAUGUCGGAACCCCUUCAAACCGGACCAGGCCGCGUCCGCGAGAUCUUCAGCCUUGUCAAGUCCAACCGCUCGUACAUGCACUGCUGUCUGAGCGUCUCCGCGAUUCAUCUCAAGACCAGCAUGGGAAUGCACGAUGAGAUGGACCAUGACAUUGUGAAGCACCGCUAUGAAGCAAUCUGCCAGCUCACCGAGGCUCUCAAGAACGCCAACAACAACAAGAUAGGGUUCAUGGAUGCCACCCUCGCCAUAAUCUUCUACAACUGCUCAGUGGGCACCUCAGACGAUUACCUGCCUGAUAUUCCCUGGCAUGCUCACUUCCGAGGCGUUACCAACGUUGUCAAAAUGCUCCACAGCGCACCCAGCCGGUUCAACGUCUCCCUCAUCGCCUGGAUUGACAUCCUAGGCGCCACUAUGCUUGGGGAAACCCCUCAUUUCGCGCACACCUAUCGCACAAAGCACCUUCGCGGCGUCUCCUCGGGGCUCCAACCACUAAUGGGCUGUGACGACCGCAUCAUGUACCUCAUAUCCGAGAUCGCUUGUCUCGAAUCACUCAAGCGCGAAAACCAGGUCGACGAUCUCUCCGUCUGCCAGCAUAUCAACGCUCUAGUCGCACAGCUCGACUGGACCGAGCCCCUUGACGCAACACUCGAAAUCCCCUUCACAAACACGGGCAUCGUGCGCCCAGACGCCCUCAUAAAGAUCCUAACAACGCUUUUCCGCCUCGGAGCACGCAUCUAUCUCUUCAGCCUUCUCCCCACAUUCGAUCCGUACGACGCCUCCAUUACAACGCUCGUCUCUGCCGUCGUCGACACCCUCAGAUAUAUCCCCGCCGGUACGCAUGGCUUCGAUCGCGCCCUCGUCUGGCCGCUCUUCAUGGCCGGCGCGCACUCCAUUCCCUCCUCUCUCUUCCGCAAGGUCAUGGCAGAGCGCGUCACUGCCCUCGGGUACCUAGGCAGCUUUGGCAGCUUUGGCCGCAUGUACCGCGUGCUCAAAGCCAUCUGGCGAGUAGCCGACAGUACACCGUCUUCACCGGCGUCUUCGACCUCGUCGGAGUAUGCAUCCAGCACGGAGCAGGACCAGGCUCAGGUUCAGGCGCCGGAGCCCGGUCCUGAGCCGCUACCUUGCUGGCGAAAUGUCAUGAAGGAGAAUAAAUGGGAUUACUUACUGAUGUAG